Aspergillus terreus NIH2624 is the source of this 1221-nucleotide messenger RNA. RefSeq lists its product as uncharacterized. Bases 1 to 1221 code for a protein of 406 amino acids. The record is from RefSeq and is a predicted model, not a curated record. Gene Ontology annotation, molecular function: phosphatidylserine decarboxylase activity. NCBI's taxonomy places the organism in Eukaryota, Fungi, Ascomycota, Eurotiomycetes, Eurotiales, Aspergillaceae. Gene Ontology annotation, biological process: phospholipid biosynthetic process. The transcript has 6 exons.
AUGUUUAUCCUCAAUAUUCUCCACACAAUCGCUGACUACAUCCUGUCUUGGGUCAAAAUGACAGGAAAACUGAUCCGCGAGCAGCAACCGCUUAUGAAGAAGAUGAAAUUAAUCCUCCUGUUCAAUCCCUUGAUGGAAUGGCUCGACACGACACACGCAAUGCGUCUAUACAUGCACAACAAAGCCAUUGAAGAAGGGGAGCGGGAGGCCACGCCCGGCUCGAGAAAGCGAAUCAAAGAAUUCGUAGAUUUCUAUCAUAUCGAUAUGCACCAGUUCGAGCCAUCAAAUGUGGAAGACUACCCUACAUUCGAAGAUUUCUUCACGCGCGCGCACAGGCCAGGGUCGCGCCCAAUCUACGAGCAACAUGACCCUUCGGCUGCUGUUGUGGUUGCGGACUCGCGGGUGGUGACUUACGAAACCGUUGCCCAAAGCAAAAAGCUGUGGAUCAAGGGCGACGAGUUUACAAUCACGAACUUGGUGGCUGACAAGCAGGUCGGGCCCCGGUUCGAUGACGGCGCUGUUGCCAGCUUCCGCUUGUCGCCACAGGAUUACCACCGCUAUCAUAGUCCGGUCUCUGGCAGGAUCAAGCUCUUCCGGAGCAUGCCGGGAGACUACUACGAGGUGGAUCCAUUUGCACUCCGUAGUAAGCUUGAUAUCUUGACACGCAAUGCUCGCGACUACGUGGUCAUUGAAAGCGAGGAGUUCGGGGAUGUGCUUUUUGUGGCUAUUGGUGCUUCGCAGGUUGGGUCGGUCAAGAUCCAUGAGCAAUGGCAACAACCGGGAAGUGAGAUUCGCAAGGGGGACGAACUAGGUUUAUUUCAGUUUGGGGGUUCUUCGAUCAUCGUGGCGUUUGAGAAAAACCGCAUACAGUUUGAUGAUGAUCUGCUUCGAUUGAGUGCCCAAGCCAUCGCGGUGGAUGUUGAGUUCCUGUUGUGCAAUGUCUCCUCCCCCAGUGUGACUAUCUAUGGUUACUCAGGACAAUCUAUGUAUUAUAAUGGCUUCAUUAGAACUCAGAAUAUGAGAGUGGGACAACCGGAGAUUCCAGGAAUUGUUAUCGGCUGGUUUGUCAAGAUUCCUGGACAAAUCUAUACUGCUCCUCGACAGUCCGAAAGCUUGGGGUAUAGGGGAGAUAUAUGCACUGCUGCUGGACAGACUACGGGAUGGCUGAACAUUUUGUCUGUCUGUCUUGAUUUGAGAAUCAACAGCUACAUAGAGCAAUAA